Molecule: messenger RNA, 1868 nt
Organism: Paramisgurnus dabryanus
Lineage: Eukaryota; Metazoa; Chordata; Actinopteri; Cypriniformes; Cobitidae
Gene: bsnd
Product: barttin CLCNK type accessory subunit beta
Biological process (GO): chloride transport
Cellular component (GO): basolateral plasma membrane
Molecular function (GO): chloride channel regulator activity
Source: RefSeq, a predicted model, not a curated record
AUGAUCCGGAUCUUUGUUCCAAACUGGUCCUGCGUCCUGUCAGUCAUUCAUGACCUUCACCUCUAUCGAGACACAGCCUUAAAGCGCCAACGCUCACAAAGGAGCUUUCCUCUGUUAACCAACGCUGGACCUCCACCCAUGGCAGAGAACAAGCCGUACCGCUAUGGGCUCAUUGUUUUGGGGAUGGCGCUGGUGGCGUUGGGUAUGUUCAUGAUGUCUGUAGAGGAGCCACAUGUGUUCGCCACGUUCUGUGCUAUGGGAGUGCUGCUGAUGGGCACAGGAACCGUCUGGUCCGUGUGUCAGUGUUACCCCAGGGUUACUCUUAUACUACUGGAAAAGGAAGAGCUCUGUGCGAGUGAAAAACAGGAUCCACUUGAUGCUGAAAGCUUGGAUGAUAAAAGUGCAACAGAACCAGUAAGAGCUCCAUUGGCUGGCUUCUGUGAGGAUGAAAAAGUGGAUAUAUCAGCAGAUCUACAACUCCACACAGAGGACAAACACCACGAGUGUGCUGUCAUUCUUCACACAUCUAACAGAACCGUGACCUCCACCAGCAAUCCACUGCCAGAGAGCAACAUUUCAGGAAAGGACUCUAAUAAAGAGAUGUAUUAUGGGAAAGUAGAAGACUCAUGUAAAACAUCUGAUUUGGAUAGUGACUGAUACUUUUUGGUUUGUAGUUAUUAAAACAUUUUUUUUUCGUAAAUUAAAAAAAGAAAUAUUUAAAUAAAUUAAUAAAACAUGUUGACAGGGUUGAAGUUGUGUUAGUGUAUACUUUAUAUAUGAAGAGUUUGGUUCCAAAACAAGAUAAUGUUUUUGAAUACAGCUAAGUAGCACAAUAAAAACAUAAUAAUAAACAUGUUUUAACAAACAAUUUAAAAACUGAUUUUAUCUCGUUUUGGAACCAAACUCUUCAUAUGCAGUUUAUUGUUCAAUAGUUUUUUUAUAUUAAUAGGGAUUUUAUACUGCUUUAAAAACUGAUUAUUUAUACAUAUUUUUGUCACAAAUCUGACUUGGUCACAUGCUUUUCCAAACUCAGGAAAAUAAGUGUGGAAAGUUUAAACAUUAGGUGAUUAAUGCAUUGGUGACCUUGACUUUGUCACCAUAAACACCAGAGGGCACAGAAACAGGAACAGUCUUGAAUGUCAGACCUAGCAGUGUUAUCUGUGUUUCUCCCAGCCAAAGAGAGAGAGAGAGAGAGUAUAUUAAAUCAAACAGAACCUUGUACUGUAAACACAGCCAUAUAUGGUAUGUUUGUAUUAUUUUAAAGUUGCUUGUGAUCAUUGUUGAGCAAGAAAGGUGGUUAAGUGAUGUAAAAACUUAACUAAACUUCUUGAAAUACAGACUGAACAGUUACAAUAAUCCAUCUUGCCCCCAUCUUAAAUCCUGUAAAUGCAUAUGCACACAUAUGCUUUCAGUCUCUGUUAAAGAGCAAUUAUUUAUCAAGGAUAUUACCCAGACCUCUGGAGCUACUGUAUAUACAUAUACACUACAGUACAUACUAUAUACAAGUGUAUAUACAUUUGCAGAUUUACAGUUUAUAAAUGGAUGUAGCAUGUCAUAUUGCUCCCAUGUAUACUUGCACUUAAAAGUUUUUUUUUCUCAAACUGUGUUGGUUUUUUUUUUUUUUUUGCAGCUUUUGACUCUUAGGGGUGGUUUCCCGGACAGGGAUUAGAUUAAGUGGGAUUAGUCCUAAACUAAAAUAAAUCUAAGAGCUUUCCAGACUGAAAACAACUUGCACUGUCAUAUCUGAACUCUUUCCCUGCCAUUGAUGAGUUAUCUAGUCAAUUAAGUGAAAACAUUUGCAUAAAAAAAUGUGUUCCUGAUGAGUUUGUAUGUUAAUCUGCAAUACCGCACUUAUCCAAUUUAUAAAA